Molecule: messenger RNA, 1389 nt
Organism: Dufourea novaeangliae
Lineage: Eukaryota; Metazoa; Arthropoda; Insecta; Hymenoptera; Halictidae
Exons: 2
Coding region: 134-364 (76 amino acids)
Source: RefSeq, a predicted model, not a curated record
AUGCAUUUCGACGUGCUCCGCAGAACACUACACGAAGCGCCUCGAACCAGUAUAGAACGGUUGCAGCAAAGUACAGCCGUUUCCCGUUCAGCUCUUCGUGAGAAAUUAGGAAUUGAAUAAAGCAUACACAGUGAUGAAGUACUCGCCGCAGAACCAGCAGAAGGAAAGGAAGUCGGAGAGCGAUAUUCGCUCGAUCGAUGCGACGCCAAAACGGGGUGUUCGUGUUCAUUCUACAUCAACGGAGUGCAAGAACUUGUUGAGUUCGUCAGCUAGGAGUGCGGGCUGUCGUUCAUCGUCAACAGAGAUGUUUGCUUGGAUGCGUGUGUUCCAGCUGGCCACGAUGCUUCAUCAGGUCGGCUGUUAGUUCCAGGUGCAGCAAGAAGCGUCUCGUGUCGCUUUUAUAGAUGUAUUUAACGAAUUUAAAUUUAAAGAACCGUACACGUGUGUGUUGCGCGCUCCUCUAUGCCGCGCUUGCACUUGUGCAACCAGAUUGUCCCCGUAUGAGUUAUACGGUAUAACUGGAUGGCAUGGUCACACGUGUACAGGUGCAUCGGGAGACCGUUCUCUCUUGGUCGUGAUUUACGUAUACAUAGGGUGGUCGGUUCGUAACAUAGGAACGUCCGACGGUAGCUCAACUAUAGUGCGUUACGCAAUUACGUGUUAAUAACCACGGGCGUCGUACUGGCUACGUUCACGCUUACCAUGUAGAGACGACGUUAAUUGUACGCGUGUUUUUCGUGCACGUGCAUGCCGGUCAACGUAUAGUAAACGUCAAAUAAGACCAUGUAACUGUUUCGCGCAUCUAGAAUAUGAGCAUGAGGGGUCCCUCGAACUCCCGAUUCGCCCCUUUGGUGCUUUCUGUAACGUGGGCCAUAGAAUUUGUCAUACACCGGGUGACAUAAUGAAGUAUUUUUUAAGACAUGAAUUGGCACGUUUGUACACGAGGCAUAGUGAUGCUAAAUUAUUUAAGACGUUGGUAACUAUGAUAACCGAGAGGAAUAGGCGCAAACAAGACCGAAAUUCGUCAUUUCGCAGUUAUGGUCUUAUUUGACGUUUAGUAUACACCUGUCAGUGCGUAUAUACACGCGUGUCCAUCGUUACAUGGAACGCAGGCCCGAGUUUCAGUUAAUCGAUUGGUCGAUUGCGAACCAUUAAUUAACGCGUAAAUCUCGGAAUCGGAGGUAAUUCGUCUCAAUGGUGGUCAUUUGUUGAUUCAUCCCCCCAAAACAUUUUCAUUUCCUUUAGGUUUAGACAUUUCAGUCGGGUUAUAUGUGUACACGUGUGUACGACUGCCUGCCAUAUUAAUACGGUGUUUUAGGUUAUACGUUGUAUGUGAAUAGUUAUAAGGAUAUAACGUGGUGCUAUAUUCAAAACAUUCCUUUAAUUCAU